Molecule: messenger RNA, 1362 nt
Organism: Chrysochloris asiatica (Cape golden mole)
Lineage: Eukaryota; Metazoa; Chordata; Mammalia; Afrosoricida; Chrysochloridae
Product: keratin, type I cytoskeletal 42-like
Exons: 8
Coding region: 1-1362 (453 amino acids)
Cellular component (GO): keratin filament
Molecular function (GO): structural molecule activity
Source: RefSeq, a predicted model, not a curated record
AUGGCCGCCACCACCACCAGCAUCCGCCAGUUCUCCACCUCGGGCUCUGUGAAGGGCCUGUGUGUGCCUGGUGGGGGAUUCUCCCGGGGGUCCUCGGUCCGUGUUGGGGGUGCCUGCCGGGCCCCCAGCCUCCUAGGAGCUGGCAGCUGUGGCAACAUGUCGGUCACCUCGUCCCGUUUCUCAGCGGGUAUGGGGGGCGGCUACAGCAGCGGCUACACCUGCAACCUGGGAGGGGGCUUCGGAUCUAGCUUUGGCAUGUCGGACACCCUGCUGGGGGGCGGUGAGAAGGAGACCAUGCAGAACCUCAACGACCGCCUGGCCUCCUACCUGGAGAAGGUGCGUGCCCUGGAGGAGGCCAAUGCCGACCUGGAGGUGAAGAUCCGAGACUGGUACAAGAAACAAGGACCUGGGCCGGCCCGUGACUAUAGCCACUACUUCAAGAUCAUCGAAGACCUGCGGAGUAAGAUCCUGGCAGCCACCAUCGACAAUGCCAGCUUCGUGCUGCAGAUCGACAAUGCCCGCCUGGCAGCUGAUGACUUCCGCACCAAGUACGAGACGGAGCUGAACCUGCGAAUGAGCGUGGAGGCCGACAUCAACGGUCUGCGCAGGGUGCUGGACGAGCUGACCCUGGCCAGAGCUGACCUAGAAAUGCAGAUCGAGAAUCUCAAGGAGGAGCUGGCCUACCUGAAGAAGAACCAUGAGGAGGAAAUGAAUGCCCUUCGUGGUCAAGUGGGUGGGGAUGUCAGCGUGGAGAUGGACGCAGCCCCUGGUGUGGACCUGAGCCGAAUCCUGAAUGAGAUGCGUGAACAGUAUGAGAAGAUGGCAGAGAAGAACCGCAAAGAUGCUGAGGACUGGUUCUUCAGUAAGACAGAGGAGCUGAACCGCGAAGUGGCCACCAACACCGAGGCCCUGCAGAGCAGCCGGACAGAGAUCACGGAGCUGCGUCGUACGGUGCAGAAUCUAGAGAUUGAGUUGCAGUCCCAGCUCAGCAUGAAAGCGUCGCUGGAGGGCAGCCUGGCAGAGACAGAGGCGCGCUACGGGGCCCAGUUGGCCCAACUGCAGGGGCUCAUCAGCAGCAUCGAGCAGCAGCUUUGUGAGCUGCGCUGUGACAUGGAACGUCAGAACCACGAGUACCAGGUGCUGCUGGACGUGAAGACCCGCUUGGAGCAGGAGAUCGCCACCUACCGCCGCCUGCUGGAGGGCGAGGAUGCCCACCUGGCCACCCAGUAUUCCUCGUCCCUGACCUCGCAGCCCACCAGGGAAGCCACAGUGACCAGCCGCCAGGUGCGCACCAUCAUGGAGGAGAUCCAGGACGGCAAGGUGGUCACCUCCCGCGAGCAGGUGCACCGCACCACCCACUGA